Molecule: messenger RNA, 777 nt
Organism: Ostreococcus tauri
Lineage: Eukaryota; Viridiplantae; Chlorophyta; Mamiellophyceae; Mamiellales; Bathycoccaceae
Product: HAD hydrolase, subfamily IA
Exons: 1
Coding region: 1-777 (258 amino acids)
Source: RefSeq, a predicted model, not a curated record
AUGCGCGCGCGGGUCGCGAAAGCGCUCGCGCGCGCGCCGGUGCGUCGCUCGGUCACCGCGCGCGCGCGCCGAACGAGGGCGCGCGCGUCGAAUCGAAUCGAUGUUUUGGUUUUUGAUUUGGACGGAGUGCUCUACGACGGCGCGAACGGGUACCUCGAGCGCGUGCGGUCGAGGCAGCGAACGUUUCUGAUGGAACGGUACGGCAUGAGUGAAGAGGAAGCGCGCGAGACGCGCGAGCGGGCGUUUGGGCGAGCGAGUCAGGCGUGGAAGGGAUUGAGAGACUUGGGCUUCGACGUCGGCACGCAGGAUGAGUUCACGGCGUAUUGUCGCUCGGGGGUGGAGGAGUUUUUGAGUUACGACGAGGUUUUAGAGAGUGUGAUUCGGAAGAUGCCCCACAGGAAGUGCGUGUUCACGAACACGAGCGAGACGCAGGGAUUGAACGCUUUGCGGUGUUUGAAGCUCGAUCCGGAACAGAGCGACGUAUUUGAGCAAGUCUUCGGCGGUGUCUUCACCGCGCCGGUGUGCAAGCCGCAAAAGGAAGCGUUCGAGAAGGUUUUAGCGCACUUGGGCGACGUAGAUCCGCGGCGUUGCGUCAUGUUCGAGGACAGUGUGAAGAAUUUAAAGACGGCGAAGGAGCUCGGUAUGAAGACGGUUUUCAUCAAAACGCGGGGCGAGGAACCGAGCGUCGAGGACCUCACGCAGUUCGACGUCGCGAUUGAUUCUUUACUUGACGUCGACACGCUCAUGGAAAAGAUGCCUGAGCUGUUCGAACUUUGA